CUCGCGCAAUAGGCAAUUACAUGAUCGAGUGGCGGUCGGUCGCUUUCCUGCAAUGACGAAUAGAGCAUUUGUACUUGGAAGAGCAACGGCGGCUUUGAGGCGACCUUUGAACUCGACCUGGAAGAUAACCCUUCUCGAGCUUCUUCAUCGUGUACUUUGCCGACUGUCAGGCCAGUGUCGUUGCGGUCCUCCGACAGAUAUUUACCUAAACGUUGUUCCACAAUUUCGUCUCCCUCGAAGUGUCCGAAAUGUGUCGCAUGGAAAGAGUUAUUUCUACUAUUUACUGAAGUCACGCGGAAUCAAAAUGUGGCUGAUAGGGAGCUUCGCGACCUUGUGUCUUGUCGAGUUUACACUAGCGAUAUACGUCCCCUCGGAAAGAACGACAAAACCUCCGGUGCGUCGUGAAUCCAUAUUGCCUUGGUAUUUAACUGGGGAAGAUUCUCCGCCACCAGAGGAUCCCUCGCGUUCUCCAAAAUGGGAUUUGCCCGAAGACAGGCCGAGAGAACCAGCGAUCGUGGAUGCUGGGGUAAAAACGUGGCCAAAAAGGCUGGAAAGUAGCUAUUCGCAGAGGAGCGAACCUCCUUUUCAGGACGAUUUCUCGCAAAGAAAGGAUCUUGAACAGAAGACGGAUCACGGAGGUUCAUGGAUACCGGAAGAAGUCCCGGAAGAAAAUUUAUGCGACCCCUCGAAUCCCACCGAAAACUGCAAUGUCCACAAAUCGCGUCGUCGAGAUAAAGUCCUAAACGUGGAAAUAAUUCCCGACCUCUACGAAAAUGUCCCACUGGAUAGCACGAAACCCCGGAAAGGGAAAAUCCUGACCAUAAGUAAACCCGAUCACAAGUCCAUCGUGGCGAAGUACAGCUCCUCGGGGGUGCAGUGUCCUGAUGAAAGUGCAACUGGGCAAUUUGUUUACCCCCCUGACUGCAAAUUUUUCGUUAACUGUUGGGCAGGACGAGCCUUCGUGCAACCCUGUGCCCCAGGAACGCUUUUCAAUCCUGAUACUCUAGAGUGCGAUUUUCCAUACAAAGUUAAAUGUUACGGGGGCGAAUUGGCAGAUUUUACCGCCCCUGAUAAUUUGGAUGCCACGGGGAGGAGGGAACCUCUCGUGCAAGGAACACAUUCGAAGCCGGGCAGCGCAAAUUUGUUGGAGCCGAAAUGUCCGCCUCAUGUGACAGGAUUGCUGGCCCAUCCUGCGGAUUGCACAAAGUUCCUGCAGUGCGCCAACGGGGGUACUUUCGUGAUGGACUGCGGACCUGGGACCGUGUUUAAUCCUGCUAUCAGCGUUUGCGAUUGGCCAAACAACGUUCAGGGAUGCGAAGAUGCCUUAAAGACUGACGAAGAGGUUUCCCUAUUGACUGGGCAUCAGGAUUACGGGAGCAAGAAGGAUACUGGAUGGUCAUCUGGGCAGAACAGGAUCCAAAAAUCCGAGGAAAAAAUAUCCUGUCCAGCGGGUCAUACCGGACAACUUCCGCACCCUCGAGAUUGUAAAAAGUUCCUCCAGUGCAAUCGUGGAGGCACUUUUAUAAUGGACUGCGGCCCAGGAACUGUAUUUAAUCCUAUCACUACAGCGUGCGAUUGGCCGUACAAGGUAAAAGGAUGUAAUGGUCAGCAGAAUAAGCCCAUUUCUCAAGGAGGAAAUGCUGGUAGUCAAUGGCCCACUACUCAGAACACAGGACAUCGUGUUCAACAGUCAUGGCAGGGUAAUGUUCAAAGCCAGCAUAAUGGACCUAAUUGGGGCCAGCAAAAUGGUCAGCAUGUUUAUGCACAGUAUAAUCCAGCUGACCCCGACCCCCGGGGUCAUGGAUAUCAGCUUAAUGGGGGGACAAACAACCAACCAUGGUACUACAAUCAAACUGGACCAGAUAGUAACUCGCGGCAUUAUUAUGGCCCAUAUAAUGGCGAAAAUCAACAUUCGGGCCAAUGGCCUCGCGAGCAAGGACCAAACUCGUACGACUAUCAAACCUCCAAGCCAGGGCAAUACCACCCUAGCAUCCACCGCCCCUACUAUCAAACUAAUCGUACAUUUACAAAAGGUUCAAGCAGUCAUGCAAACGGCACGAACUUUCCUCAUUCGUAUCACGGAGGUCAGUGGGGAAAACCGUGGAAUCCGCACGAUAAUCGUAAACCUGCUGAUAACGCCACUGAUCAACAAACGCAUCCCUCGUUCUAUGGCCAGAAUAUAGGAACGUGGAGAUGGGAUCCUAGGAAGUAUAAUAACACCAGACCAGGGAAUGAUGGUAAUUCUCAAAAUCCAAAUCCGUGGUACCCUGCGAAUGUACCCAGUAGACCAAACGUUGGGGUUGACAGAGACGGUAGAAGUAAGACAGAUCCAGGUUAUCACCAGUAUCCAUAUGUUGGUGCCGAUGGUAAUAUCUAUCAGAGUGGGACUUAUGAACCAGGACAGAUCCCAAGUUCUAGCCAGAGAGGUCAUGGCCGCCCAGGGUGGACCAAUGGUCAUAGCCAAGGUCCACAAGGUGAGCAGCAAAGACCUCCCUGGAGUCAGGUGGAACUUCACCCUGGCCAACCUGGAGUAUUCGUUCCUAGCACAUGGACAGGCCAAGGACGACCUGACUUGAACCUGCAACCUUGUAUUCCUGGUCAGAAUAUUCCUUGCCUAGAUAAUAAGCAACCUUACACUCCUGACCAAGGAAGACCUGGUCCAAAUGGUCAAAGACCUUAUUCUCCUGGCCAAGGCGGCUUCGGGCCAGAACUGCAACAACCAUUUCCUACGAGACCCUCGGGAACUGGUCCGCAUAAUUGGCAACCUUAUCCGUCUGGUCAGGGAAGUCAAAGGCCGUAUCCUGAGGGACAAGGAAGUCCAUCUGCACCUCCUGUUAAAGGGGGUCGUAGACCACCUCCUACUCUGCCGAGUCAGAAUGCACAUCAUCCUGGCCAGCCAGGAAGAUAUCCUGUGGAGUCUGGUGUCCGUUCUCCAGCUCCUAAUCAAUCGUACCCUGAAUAUCAACCUAAUCCAUCUGUUGGAGGUGGUUAUCAAGGUCCUAAACCGACUCCUAUGAACCAGUCAGUCUGGAAUCAAGUUUCAGGUCCUAGUGUUCCUCCUUCAGAUGAUAAAUUCGAUCAAUGGGCGACGCAUACGAACGUUCAUGAUCAGAGAGCCGAAAAUUCAGAUCUUGAUGUAAAAUUAAAUCAGUGGACGUCGAAGACGAAUGUCUUUGGGCAAGGGAAAGGACAAAUGCCAGCGGGCUCUAAAACUUCGACGCCUGAUCCUUCAAGAAUAACAUUUCCUGACAGUAUAUACGUAAAUUCGAAUGGAAUAAAGGGACACUACAUCACGAAAGAAAUCAAAAUCGAUCAGGGACACUCUCAGACUCGAAAUUACAAGCCCCAGAAUAGUAAGCCGAAUCCUAUAAAUGAAGCGCCUGAAGAUUCCGAUGGAUAUGAUAAAUUAUACCCUGGACCAGAUAGAGAAAACGCUACUAUUCCACCCUACUACAGUUUGAUUGAUUUGAGAUCGAUGCCCAAAGUCGAAGAAACUAAUCGUAGUAGAUGGUCCACUACGGAGAGAGAUUUUAAUUUUAAUGCCACUGGUAAUCAAGAUCCGAAAAAUGUUGACAUAACUUCAGAUCCAUACCUUCCAUCCGUUUCGAUUGAAUACGAUGAUAAUUCGGAUCGUCGAGGUAGGAAAGACUCCAAAGAAAAUACGAAUAUAUACUUUCCGGACGAUAUUGACUCGAAUGUCGAUAAAGUCGAUGUCAUGGUUGACAAGGAGGUCUGGAAACCGACAUUGGUCUUCCAGAAUAGAACGGAGACGACCACAAAGUCAUCCGUCAUAAUGUCAAUUAACAGUAAGAAGAAGAUUAACGAAGACUUGCUUGAUGUAGAAUUUCUACCCCCGGUGGUGGAACCAUCUUUCUCAGUUUACUACGUACCACCGGUACAGCCCUUGACUCAUCCGAAAAAACCUGGAACGGUGACACCCCUUUCAGGGCAGUUUAUAAGGCUUAGAGGAGGUUCCGGUCCUAGGAAUGGAUACGUCGAAGUUCAAGGUGCCCAGCCAGGAUGGGGCGUCGUUUGCGACUCCAGAAACUCAUGGUCUCUCAAGGAAGCCCAUGUUGUCUGCAAGCAAUUAGGAUACUAUAGGGGAGCCGAAAUGUCAUGGCAAGGCAGAAACGGUCAAUGGGGUGUACCGAGUUGGAUCGCUGCAGACACAGUCAAUUGUCUGGGCAAUGAGACCUACUUCCAAUCUUGCAGAUUUACACAUGGCCACGAGUGUCAGGUCCAGAGGGAUGCAAUCGGUGUGCAGUGUCUGCCGAAUAGGAUAGCUCUUUGUCGCAAAGAUGAAAUCCCUCACGGAGGGCAGUGUUACCAUUUGGCGGAUAAAAACUCUGGUUUAAACCAUGCCGAAGCAUUGAACUAUUGUGCUCAGAGGAAGUCACAGCUUUUGGAUGUUACGAGUCAGGAGGAGAACAAUUUCAUCUCCGAGUUGCUGGUGCAAAGUUAUCCAGAGGUGGAGUCCAUCAUGACUUCCGGGGUGGGCUUUACUACUUUCAACAGAAUAUUUUGGCUAUGGGAAGAUUCAUCUCGUGCGAAAUUCAGAUUUAUAAAGUGGUGGCCAGGGUGGAUGGAGGACAAAGUGAUCCCACCUCAUGUUGGAGUACGUCCUGUGUGUGUCGUGAUGAAAAAGAAGUUCCCGUGUCACGAUCGUCCAGACUCUGAUUGCGAUACGGACUAUUUCUUCUGGGACGUCGAGGAUUGCGCAUCGUCGACUAAAGGACACUCGUACGUCUGCGAGAGACCUUACGACGACAUCGGCUGCGUCUACGGCAAGGGGAACCAGUAUUCCGGGAAGGCCAACAUCUCCUCUUCGGGGAAAGAAUGUCUCUAUUGGGACGACGAUCGCAUCGCCCACUCGUUCCUGAUGAACGUGAUUUCACGAGAAACCAAAGAGAAGCUUAAAGGACAUAAUUUCUGCAGGAAUCCUAACCCGAAUAGAGAAUCAAAGCCAUGGUGCUUCGUUGGUCCCCAUACUGAACGGGAAUCCUGUGAUCUUCCAUCCUGCGGGAAAUUAGCCACGAAGAAAUCACUUGCAUCGGGUAGUUGCAAGCCCAAGCACUUCGAAUGCUUGCCAGGAGAGUGCAUACCGUCACCUUGGGUCUGCGAUGGCGAAGAGGACUGUACGAACGGCGCUGAUGAGAAAGCCUGCGUAUCCCACAUGAGCUUAUUCAAGAAAAUUGGGAAGCAUAAAUUGGAGGGAUACGAUGUGGAGAAAUGGCUGAACACGCCCCUAAAGACCUGUGCACUUAGGUGCAAGGAAGCAGACUUCACUUGUCGGUCUUUCGUUCACAAUGCUAAAAGAAACGUGUGCUUGCUGAGCGACAGUAACGUGGGUCUUACGGGAGCACUGAUCCCGGAUAGCGAGUACGAUUAUUUUGAGAUGAUCUCGAGGACCCUGAACUGCGACGACAUGUUCACCUGCGAUAACAAGAAAUGCAUUAAUCGGACCAUGGUGUGUGACGGGAAAAACGAUUGCAACGACCGGUCGGAUGAGAACAUUUGCUCGGUUGACGAGCUCGAUUAUGCAGUCAGAUUGGCUGGGUCGAAUAACACUAAUGAGGGCAGAGUGGAAGUUAAAAUCCUGGGUCACUGGGGACAGGUCUGCGAUGACGGAUUCGGGAUGAUCAACGCAGAUGUCAUCUGCAAGGAGCUUGGAUUCAAUCUGGGCGCAUUAAGCGUUAGACUAGGAGGAUUCUACGGGAAUUUGGACCCACCAUCGCGAUUCCUGGUGGAUCAGCUGAAGUGUCGAGGAAAUGAGACCUCGCUACGAGAGUGCGACUUCGACGGCUGGGGAGUUCACAAUUGCCAGCCAGAGGAGGCGGUAGGCAUCGUCUGUAAGACCGCUGUCAACAGCUGUCAAGAGGGUCACUGGAAGUGUGACGACUCUCCGACUUGCAUUCCUACACCGUUUAUAUGUGACGAGGUUAAAGACUGCCCUGAUGGCUCGGACGAAAGUCCUGCUCACUGUGACGCACCGUUCCAAUUAAGAUUAGCCAAUGGUAGUAGUCCCAUGGAAGGAAGAGUGGAAGUAAGACACCAUGGUGUUUGGGGCACGGUGUGCGAUGACGAUUUCUCGAAUGCCACGGCCACUGUGAUUUGCAGAUCUUUAGGAUAUGGAGGGGUUGCAAUUGCUAAGAAAAAUGGUGUUUUCGGCCCUGGAGAAGGACCCAUUUGGCUGGACGAGGUCUUCUGUUAUGGGAACGAAACGCAAUUGUAUCGCUGCGAACACAACCAUUGGGGGUUGCACAAUUGCGACCACGAGGAGGAUGCAGGGGUGAUAUGCAGUCCCGGUGAUAUUACGGUUUCCAAGCUGUUCGGAGAAGGGGUACCGGAAGUUAAAGAAGUCGACAUCAACGAUUUGUUGCCCUCGGAUUGUGGGAAACGGGAAGAGGACUUCAGCGAGGACGACGAGAUGUUGGCCAGGGUGGUCAGAGGUUCCAUUGCACCCAGAGGAGCGUAUCCCUGGCAGGCUAGUAUCCGAAUCCGGGGACACAGCAGGUCGAGUCAUUGGUGUGGAGCCGUGGUGUUAUCUCCUCUUCAUGUUCUUACCGCUGCUCAUUGUCUGGAAGGGUACAACAAAGGUACAUAUUUUGUACGCGCAGGAGACCACAACACCGAGGUCGACGAGGGAACCGAAGUGGAGGCCAAUAUCGAGGACUACUACAUCCACGAAGAAUUCCGCAAAGGCCAGAGAAUGAACAACGACAUUGCUCUGGUGUUGCUGAAGGGUCGAGGAAUUCCUUUGGGAAGGAAUGUCAUGCCAAUCUGUUUGCCUUCGGAGAAUGCCGAGUAUCCAGAUGGAUUGAACUGCACCAUCAGCGGAUGGGGCAGCGUGGAGACUGGCAAGUCCGCUCAAUCCCGAGAUUUGAGGUAUGGCUGGGUGCCUUUGUUGGAUCGAUCGAUCUGUCGAGCUAGUUACGUUUACGGGGAAGGCGCCAUAAGCGACGGCAUGGUAUGUGCCGGGUACUUAGACGAGGGUGUCGACACAUGUGACGGGGAUUCCGGAGGUCCCUUAGCCUGUCCUCACAAUGGUGCGUUUACCUUGUUUGGAGUGACCAGUUGGGGUCAGCACUGUGGCAGUGCCAACAAACCCGGGGUCUACGUCAAAGUUGCCUACUAUCGUCGAUGGAUUGACCAAAAAAUCAAGGAAUCUCUAAGCGGUAGAUAACAGCGAUUAGCGUUUAUGAUAUUUAUCCCAGGAACCAAGGGAAGGGUCUUUGUCGAAAUUUCUACGAAAUUUCGACGCACGGGUCUGGGGUGUGACAAGAUGGCGGACGCAAUUGUUAAUCUGCACUUUAUUUCGUAAGACAUCAUCGUUUCUACAUAAUUGUAAUUGUUGUUCUUCCUGUUGCCGUUGUUGCGUUACGUUAUCGAGCCUAUAGUAGGUAUAUGUACAAAUAGUCCCAACAAGAGUCCGAUUGGAAUAAUAUCAAAGUCGAAACGUAAA
This is a messenger RNA of Orussus abietinus, 7462 nucleotides long. RefSeq lists its product as uncharacterized. The transcript is spliced from 26 exons. Gene Ontology annotation, molecular function: protein binding; serine-type endopeptidase activity; chitin binding. The coding region runs from base 53 to 7183 and encodes 2376 amino acids. NCBI's taxonomy places the organism in Eukaryota, Metazoa, Arthropoda, Insecta, Hymenoptera, Orussidae. The record is from RefSeq and is a predicted model, not a curated record. Gene Ontology annotation, cellular component: extracellular region; membrane. Gene Ontology annotation, biological process: proteolysis.